This is a messenger RNA of Bubalus bubalis (water buffalo), 612 nucleotides long. RefSeq names its product NCBP2 antisense 2 (head to head) (gene NCBP2AS2). Lineage: Eukaryota; Metazoa; Chordata; Mammalia; Artiodactyla; Bovidae. The record is from RefSeq and is a predicted model, not a curated record. The transcript has a single exon. Bases 9 to 308 code for a protein of 99 amino acids.
CUCCGAGGAUGGUUCUGCGGCGGCUGCUGGCCGCCCUCCUGCACAGCUCGCAGCUGGUGGAGCGUCUCUCCGAGUCUCGGCCCAUCCGGCGUGCGGCACAGCUCACCGCCUUUGCGCUGCUGCAGGCCCAGCUACGCGGCCAGGACGCGGCCCGGCGCCUGCGAGCCAUCGCGGCUGGGCCCGCUGGCUCCCUGGGCCGCCGCGCUGCUCGUUUCAGAGACACCUUCACUCAGGAGCUACGCCGGGGCCUCCGGGAACGCCCGCGGCCACCACCAGGUAGCCAGAAAGGCCCGGGACCAAACCCCUAAACCCAGGCUGGGCCAGGGACACCCCCAGGGAAGCCGUGAUCGGACAGGACACAGCCAAGGAAGAAACUCCCCGAAGCCUGACAGAAAUAGAUAGGCUCGGCCCUGAUUCACCGCAGGCAGAGAGCCAUGGACCUAAGUACAACCGGAGAGAGGUUUAACCUCAGCAAAUGGGACUAAAACUAAUGAUCGAUGCUGCUGCCGCUGCAUUGAUGUAGCAGGUCGCUACUUCCAGGGGAGAUCCUGGAUGGAAAGACAAUCCUGCAACUGCCAAAAGUCCUCUGAUUAAAUGUGUGAGCUAUUGUUA